Heterotrigona itama is the source of this 999-nucleotide messenger RNA. The record is from the annotation of a GenBank genome assembly. Lineage: Eukaryota; Metazoa; Arthropoda; Insecta; Hymenoptera; Apidae.
AUGACGAUGGCCAGCAAUAUUGUGGUCGAGUGGCUGCGCUCGCUUCACUUGGGCCAGUACUCCGAGUCGUUCAUCGACAAUGGCUACGACGACCUUGAGAUCUGCAAGCAAAUCGGCGAUCCCGAUCUGGACGCGAUCGGGGUGUUCAAUCAAACGCACAGAGCCAGGCUACUCCAGUCGGUGAAGACGCUGAGGGAGGAGGGUGCUGCGAGCGUUUACUUCACGCUGGAGGAAAGCAACGAUUGCCUGUGCGACAACGUCAGCUCGAAAUCUUCCAGAACGUCUUCUGAGAGACCGCUCAGCGAUAAAGAAGCGCAGAGGGCUUCGCCAACAGCCAGCUCCUCGAGCGGUGGUCAGGAAUUAACCAAGUUCGCGGACGAGUACGAGGAGGGAAAGGCGGAGCUCGUCAGAAUCCCGAGGAUGCAGCUACGGAUGCUGCUGCAAGAGAAGCUCAGGCACGACGGCAUCAGGCUGGCUUGUCAACCUUACACAACACCGGUAAGUCAGCUUGUCCUCUCUCUCUCUCUCUCUCCCUCUUUAAUGUUUCUAGACGCAAAAUAUUCUUCAUCGCUAUUACCUGACCAUUACGUUCAAGACAAAGUUAGUUAUUUGCUCGCCAUGAUAAAAAAUGCCGCGAAAAAAUUUACGACCAGAAGCUCUGUACGAUGUAAGACGAGUUACAUGAAAUUCACGGAACUUUAUCAUCCUUGGAAGCAUCUCGUGAAAUUUUCCCUUCCUUGCUCACCUUCCCCCCCCCCUCCCCAUUGAAAUUUCUUUCGCGUCUUUGUUUUUCCCUCCAACCUGUCGUUGAAUAGCUCGCCUGUUCGUCGUAAUAAUAACGUUGUGAUUUUCUUUUUCUUUUCUCUCAUGGACGCCUCGCGUAAUUUCACGUUGCGUUUCAUCGACAUCUCGCAUCUCGCGUGAAUAUUUCGUUGAAAAUUGAUAAAGUUGAAUCCGAUUCAGUUGAGUCAGAGCGAUAAGAGUAAACUUCGUUGUUAA